Messenger RNA from Danaus plexippus (monarch butterfly), 995 nucleotides. Its product is annotated as putative glutathione-specific gamma-glutamylcyclotransferase 2. Bases 394 to 933 code for a protein of 179 amino acids. The transcript is spliced from 3 exons. Gene Ontology annotation, biological process: glutathione catabolic process. Gene Ontology annotation, molecular function: gamma-glutamylcyclotransferase activity; glutathione specific gamma-glutamylcyclotransferase activity. Gene Ontology annotation, cellular component: cytoplasm. NCBI's taxonomy places the organism in Eukaryota, Metazoa, Arthropoda, Insecta, Lepidoptera, Nymphalidae. The record is from RefSeq and is a predicted model, not a curated record.
AAUAUGAUUUUUUUUUACUAAAUAUUUUAUUAAUAAUUUUAAAAAUAUUUAUUUUAAACUACAUGUCAAGUAUAAAUCUUUACAUGUACAGUGUCUAUAUAUAACGACUAGAUAGGAACAACAUUUCGCAUUCUUCUCUCACUUUCAUUCUAUUGUAGUUAUUUUGGUUUCCUUAUACAUUUUGAUGUAUUGUAUUCUUGCCUUAACAAUUGUUCUGUGAAAAAUCAAGUAUGUCACUUAGACAUUUACCGUAUCACAAUUUUAAGCUGUCAAAAGUUACUACAUAAAGUGAGCAUUCUAAAACUUAGAAUAAUGUAUUUUAUAAAUCUUAUAUUAAAAAGACAGUGAAAGCAGGAUAUAGUAUAAAAUUUUAAAUGAAUAUUAGUAUUAAAAAUGUGGGUGUUUGGUUACGGAUCCCUAGUGUGGAAAGUAGAUUUUAAAUAUGAAUACAAAGUUGUUGGUUACAUUAAGGGUUAUCACAGGAGAUUUUACCAGCAUAGUAUAGAUCACAGAGGAGUACCAGAAAAGCCGGGGCGAGUGGUUACUUUGAUUCCGAGUGAUGAUCCCAAUAGUAUUGUUUGGGGAAUAGCUUACAAGAUAAGAGACGAGGACAUUGAAGAAGUAACUCACCAUCUUGACUUCAGAGAAAAAAAUGGCUAUUCCAAAGAAACUGUGACUUUUUAUCCCAAAGACGGAGUUACAGAGCCAUUUAAAUUGACUUUAUAUGUAGCUACCUCCAACAACGAAUCCUACGCUGGGCCAGCGUCAAUAGAAGAUAUAGCCGAGCAAAUUAUAUCUUGUCAUGGGCCUAGUGGGGCUAAUAAAGAUUAUUUGUACAAUUUAGCUGAAGCGAUGCGUCAACUUGCUCCAGAUGUAAAUGAUGAUCAUCUCUUCUCCCUAGAAACUGCUGUGAGGAGAUUAGAUAAGAGUUAAUGAAAGUCUAAUUAUUAAAUAAUUAAAAAUUCCUAGAAAAAUAUAUUUAUUUUAUAAAUUAA